CUUCUCUCUCUACAUGACACAAUCUCUCUCUUGUCUUUGUGCGUGUCAUUUCUAAUCCUCGAAGACGCACACUUUUACACCACUUCCAUGGCCAAACCCAAAGCACCAAGACGCACUCUAGACUCCUAUACAGUCAAGCAUAUCAACAAAACCAUUAAAGCUGGGGACUGCGUGUUGAUGCGACCGUCCGAUCCAGCCAAGCCAUCCUACGUGGCCAGGAUCGAGCGGAUCGAGUCGGACGGUCGGGGUGCUAAUGUCAGAGUACACGUUCGUUGGUAUUACAGGCCGGAGGAGUCGAUCGGUGGCCGCCGACAGUUUCACGGCUCUAAAGAAGUUUUUCUCUCUGAUCAUUACGAUAUACAGAGUGCGGACACGAUUGAAGGCAAGUGUAUGGUCCACAGUUUCAAGAGUUACACGAAGCUUGACGCCGUUGGAAACGAGGACUUCUUCUGUCGUUUUGAGUAUAAUUCUUCUACUGGUGCUUUCAAUCCCGACAGAGUCGCCGUUUAUUGCAAGUGUGAAAUGCCAUACAACCCAGAUGACUUGAUGGUUCAAUGUGAAGGCUGUAGUGACUGGUUUCAUCCUGCUUGUAUAGAAAUGACCGCAGAAGAAGCUAAAAGACUUGAUCACUUCUUCUGUGAGGGUUGUUCAUCUGAAGGUCAAAAAAAGCUACAGAAUUCCCAUGCUACUUCCAGACAACCAGAUACAAAGGUGGAAACAAAGAGGCGUCGAAGGUGAUAAAGUAAAUAAACAAACUAUGUUGAUAUAGAAUGAUAAUGCAGGAAUUGGAGUAUCAAUCUUUUUAACUUGGUUAGGCUUCAAGCAAACACGGAGGCGAAAUAUUUGCACAACAAGCUGUAGUACUUAUGUGUCAGAUGGCAGAGGGAAACUCGUUUGUUAUGUUUAUAUGGUUUGGGGUAAGUGACCUUGUUUUCCUUUGAAAGUCGAGGACGUGUUUGGCUGUUUAUAGUUGUGUUAUGUAGUUGUUUCAUACUCUGCUUUCUUGUUUAUAUAACUUAGGGUUUGUGUAUAAUGGUAACCACUUCAGCUUAUUCAAAGAAAAUAGAUACAAGAGUCUUCUUAUGCCUCUUCUUGUGUUAAUAUAAAAGGGGGAAAAAAGAAGAAACAAAUUAAAACAGUAACACAAACAUCUGUUUUCUUCCA
Jatropha curcas is the source of this 1164-nucleotide messenger RNA. RefSeq names its product chromatin remodeling protein SHL. Lineage: Eukaryota; Viridiplantae; Streptophyta; Magnoliopsida; Malpighiales; Euphorbiaceae. Gene Ontology annotation, molecular function: chromatin binding. The record is from RefSeq and is a predicted model, not a curated record.